AUGUCGGCAAAACGUAGCAAAACGCACGUAUACUUGACGCUGCAGCAACGAUUCGACAUCUUACAGAAGUUAAAGGAUGGUUGUUCGUUGUCUCAACUGGCUAACGAUUACAAUGUUACUGAUUUAACCAUCCGUCGCAUCAAGACGAAUGCUGCUCAGAUACGACAACAGUUGCAGAUAUCGGCUAUCGUUCACGAUCAAAAGAAAUCGAGAACGCCUGUGUUCGAUGAAUUAGAUGCUCGUCUGCACUCGUGGUUCUUACAGCGACGAGCAAUAGGCGAUCUAAUCACUGACCAACAAUUCCAAAAGAAAGCGAAAGAAUUGAAUAAAGAAUUUGGUGGCCCAUCGUCGUUUUCAGCUUCCAGAGGAUGGAUAUGGAGGAGUCUGAUGUGGAAGGCUCUUCCCCAAAAGAUACUGGCUCGCGUUGCAGAAACAAGCGUCACAGAAAUCAAAACAAAAAAGGAUCAAAUCACCGUAGGAUUCUGUGCGAACGCAAUUGGAACGCACAAGCUACCACCAGUCAUUGUAAAUAAAUACGGGCGACCAAGGGCUUUAAGACACUGCCAUGAUCGACUACCAGUCAUUUUCAUGGCUCAAAAAAAUAGUUUCAUGGACCGUAACGUGUUUGCUGACUGGUUAAAAAAUCAUUUCAGGCCGGCCGUAAGAAGGCAGCAAUUAGAAAGGGGUGUUGACGCAAAGGUGUUGCUGUUGCUGCAUAAUUCCGAAAAUCGCGUACUACCGACAGAAGAGGAAAAACAAGACGAUAAUUUCGAAAUAGUAUAUUUUCCGACGAACGCAACGUCUAUUUUGCAGCCUAUGGGUCAGGGAAUAAUCGAGACUAUGAAAAAAUCCUAUCGCCAUCGGUUGCUAAGGAAAAUCUUGGAGUUUCCUGGCGGACUAGAAGAAUUUUUUAAACAUUUCGAUAUGAAGAAUUGCAUCGAUAUAGUGAACGAGACGUGGACAGACGUAACACAAAUUGAUAUCUGUAAGUCAUGGGAGAAAAUAUUAGCGUACGAAGUAACAGAAGAGGCACGAAGUGAUCGAGAGGAGGACCUCUCCACCAGGUCAACAAUUAACGCCAUUCCAGACAAGCCAAUUCCUCAGCAGGAAAUUGAAUUGUUCAGUAGCUGCACUGAAACAGACGAUAAUUUCGAUUCAGAGGUGUGUGGCGAUCGAAAUCCUGAUAAGACGUACUUCGAACGAGAAUCCCACUUGGACGAUGUAGAUGUAAACAAAAUGUUUAAGAACCUAGUUUCAUGGUCGAAGAGACAACCAGUGUUUAUAGAAAUACAAGUCAAAUCAUUGCAAGAUUUUUAUAAAUAUACACGCAGAUUAUGUAAUCGAUCCCCUGUAAAUUAA
This is a messenger RNA of Hylaeus volcanicus, 1359 nucleotides long. Its product is annotated as jerky protein homolog-like. Lineage: Eukaryota; Metazoa; Arthropoda; Insecta; Hymenoptera; Colletidae. Gene Ontology annotation, molecular function: DNA binding. The record is from RefSeq and is a predicted model, not a curated record. Gene Ontology annotation, cellular component: nucleus. The coding region runs from base 1 to 1359 and encodes 452 amino acids. The transcript has 2 exons.